GGAGCCAAAUCUUCAGGUGAUUGAUCAAAAGGAAGGAGUAAAUCUGUGAGGAGAACUCAGCAUCUGAGGAAACAAAAGGUCUAGCCUGGACUGUGGACAAGAUUGUUGGGGAAGAUCUCAUGCUGGCGCCAUUGAACUAGACAUUCUUGAAUAAAAUUUGGGAAGAAAAUGAAUGUAUCUGGAAUUGCACAAAGAGUAGAAACUUGGCUUUCAGCUACAUGGCAUGUUAAAGUACCUGGGGCUUGGCUGGAUGCUUGUAUUAACUGGAUCCAAGGAGAAAAUGGUGUUAAUUUGACUCAGGCUCAGAUGAACAAACAAGUCUUUACACAAUGGCUAUUUACUGACCUGCGAGAUUUGGAAUUUCCCAUUUUACCUAAUGACAUUUUAGACUUUCCAAAAGGGGAACUGAAUGGUUUUUAUUCUCUACAGUUGAAUGCAGUAAUCGAUAUCAGUCAACCUGCAUAUUCCCAGAUACAGAAAUUGCGAGGAAAGAACACAACGAAUGAGCAAGUCACAGCUGAGACCCAAGCACCCCCAAAGCCCUGGGAAGUAAAGCCUGAAAGGGUGUUAAUGCUACAUAUUACUGAUGGGGUGGUACAAAUUCAGGGCAUGGAAUAUCAACCCAUUCCUGCUCUUCAUAGCAGUCUUAUUCCAGGAACAAAAAUUCUCCUUCAUGGAAGAAUUGAGUACCGCCUUGGUAUUCUUUUGCUCAAACCAGAAAAUGUGAAAGUGUUAGGGGGGGAAGUGGACAUCCUUCUAAAAGAAUAUUCUCAGGAAAGGGUCUUGGCAAGAUUAAUUGGCGAACCAGAGCCCCCAGAUCCAGAUAGUCCAGAUAAUAAAGAGCCAGACAAUUCUGAGUCCGUGGUUGGAUCAGAGAAAGUUUUAGAACCUUCAGAUGAAGAACUUUUAGCAAGUCUAGAAAACGCCGAUGGGUUUGUGGCAACGAGUAUCGGUGACACCUCCAACCAUAUGAGACCACUUUUGAAUGAUGAAAGGUCCAAGCAAGGAUUUGCAGUCAGCUUGUCAAAGGUGGAGACUCUCAUUCCAUCCUCAAACUUCUCCGAUGGAAAUUCAGAUGACUUUUCAUUAGAGGAAGCCUUGCUGUUAGAGGAGGCUGUCGAGAAAGAACACCUACAGGUUGAGGGAAAACAGCCAGUAGCCGGAAACAGAAGUGUUGACAAACCCGAGUGGAGAGUUUCACCCAAACCCAGUGUUUCACCCAAACCCAGUAUUUCACAUGAUUCUUCGAUUUACACAGCUAAAGCGAGUGGCUGGAAUGAAAGGAUUGUACCCGAUCUCAUGAAAGACCAAUCCUUUGAGUAUCCAUCUGCUAGAGAUAAAAUUUGUAGCAGCGUUUUGGCAAUUGAGAGUGAUGUGCAACAGCCCCAGGAUUCCAUGACUAAAACUAAGAAGUGUAAAGAGGCAGAUAAAGUGAUCGGCAAUCCAAAGAAAUACAUUUUAAAUGAUGAAGAACCAAAUACAGAGCUAGUCAAUCUUGAACCAGGAAAAUCUUCCCAGAUUAAUGUUCACCAUGAUCACCACAAACUAGCUGGGUCUCUUCAAUCAUCAGAGAGCAACACUAGUCCUGUUGUAGAUUUGGAUUCUCCACCUUUUACCUAUAUUUUUCUUCUACUUGCCAAAAAGCCAGACCAAAUUACAACAAUAAAAGUCAAAGCAUUUAUUGUAACCCUAACUGGAAGUCUCAAAUGUUGCCAGGGGUUUUGGAGCUUAACAGCCAAAAUCUCUGAUGGUACUGCAUAUCUUGACGUGUAUUUGGCAGAUGAAAUACUAACAAGUUUAAUUGGAUUUUCAGUGACAGAACUGAAACAGUAUAAGAAAAGUCCCAAUCUUCAUCAAAAAUUGAAGAAGGCCUUAGAGCAGUGUCAAAGAGAACUAAUAGAUCUUUGCUGUGUGAUGACCAUUACAUAUAAUCCCUCACUGGGUAAAGCUAAGGUAGUAGCUCUACGUGAUGUAAAUUUGCAAGACCUGGAAAACUUAAAGAAGCGUUUGAAUAAAUAAUGGGGCCUAAAAAGUAGUAACAGAAAGUGGUCAUUGAGAGCAAAGCUAAUGAGAUCUUGAGGGUUCCGUUUAAAAAUCAAGUGGCACCUUUUGCCAUAAUUUCAGAAAUCAGAAAAAGGAGUGUAGGAAAAACGGCGUCAGCCAAGUAAAAUGUCACUUCAUUUCAGUGUAAUUUAGAAGAGCCAGUAUUUCCUGUUUAUUUGGGGGAAAGUCACCAGAAUCCAAGUAGACAUGAGAUUUUAACCUGGAAGCUGGAGCACAGAUUUCUGGGAGAGGAUCCUUCCCUAUAGCAUUUCAUUCCUAAUGGUGGCUAAGUUGUUAUAAUGUGUCCAGCCAUGGAGCAUACUACUGGAAUUUGACCAUUAUAGUGAGUAGUAUCAACAUGAAUAUUUGCAACAGACAAUACUUUGCAAUAUAACAUGGGACUAAUAAAUUAUAGUUGGGUUUUUGGACAAAUUGCAACUUCUUGUCCUUAAUAUACUUGGAAUAGUUUUAAUAUGGAUGAUUUUGGAGAUCCUCCUGAAUUAUUUAAAUAUCAAUUUGGAGGAGUCUUAUACCUUGCAUUGAAGAGCUAUAAGGCUACAAUUCAGGAAGUGUUAGCUGAGCUGAAUCUAAGUAAAAUAAGCUUUGUUCCUGUCUGCAAUUACAAGUUGCUAUGUGAGAAUGCCUUCAUUUUAUAAAAAGUACUGCUUAGUUUGCAUGGCAGUGGU
Tachyglossus aculeatus (Australian echidna) is the source of this 2729-nucleotide messenger RNA. It is a transcript of the gene RMI1, whose product is annotated as RecQ mediated genome instability 1. Gene Ontology annotation, molecular function: nucleotide binding. The transcript is spliced from 3 exons. The record is from RefSeq and is a predicted model, not a curated record. Gene Ontology annotation, biological process: double-strand break repair via homologous recombination; resolution of meiotic recombination intermediates. Bases 169 to 2019 code for a protein of 616 amino acids. Gene Ontology annotation, cellular component: nuclear body; RecQ family helicase-topoisomerase III complex. Lineage: Eukaryota; Metazoa; Chordata; Mammalia; Monotremata; Tachyglossidae.